This is a messenger RNA of Salvelinus sp. IW2-2015, 1361 nucleotides long. Its product is annotated as low affinity immunoglobulin gamma Fc region receptor III-like. Gene Ontology annotation, biological process: cell surface receptor signaling pathway. The record is from RefSeq and is a predicted model, not a curated record. Gene Ontology annotation, molecular function: transmembrane signaling receptor activity. Gene Ontology annotation, cellular component: plasma membrane. NCBI's taxonomy places the organism in Eukaryota, Metazoa, Chordata, Actinopteri, Salmoniformes, Salmonidae.
UUUAACACAAAGCCUGACGUACAGAAUCAGUCCUGUCUACAUGUCUAACAGUGGAUCAUAUAUCUGUGAGGGUGUAAAGGGAAACAAGAUCUCCAAGAUCAGUGAUGCUGUACAACUGAAUGUGUCUGGUAAACCCAAGGCUGUCCUGAGUAUCUCUCCUCAGUGGCUGAACCCUGGAGACUCAGUGACUCUGAGCUGUGAAGUUGACAAGAUGUCUACAGGCUGGAGGUUCUCUUGGUACAGGACUGUUCCCUACAGAGCUGGGUUACCCUCUCUAUCUGACUCAUCAUACUCUGUAGAGCCCCUAUCUGACAGUAGUACUGGAAGUACAGAGAGCUUCUACACCCUGAGUCCUGCUGGUCACACAGGAGGAUAUGUGUGUAGAGCUGGGAGAGGAGACCCAGUCUAUGACACACUCUACAGUGAACCUCAGUUUCUCUGGUCAGGAGAUCUGACCCCCUCAGUGUCUCUCAGAAUAAGUCCCAACACAACUCAACACUUUACAUCAAAGACUCUCUCACUGAGCUGUGAGGAGAAGGGGAACUCUACUGGAUGGAGACUGAUGAGAUACACAGAGAGAAGAGUAGAGUCAGGGUGUGUCUCUAACUGGGGAUCAAUAACAGGGUCCACAUGUACCAUCAGCUACACAGACUCAUGGUACAGUGGAGUGUUCUGGUGUGAGUCUGGAUCAGGAGAGUACAGUAAUGCUGUCAACAUCACAGUGCAUGCUGGUGAUGUGAUCCUGGAGAGCCCUGUCCAUCCCAUGACUGAAGAAGACUCUGUUACUCUGCGAUGCAAAUACUGGACAACCAGCUCAAACAUCAAGGCUGAUUUCUACAAAGAUGGAGUACUCAUCAAGAAUGAAACCACAGGAGAGAUGACCAUCCCUGCAGUAUCCAAGUCAGAUGAAGGAUUCUAUAAGUGUAAAUCUGGUCAAGGAGAAUCACCAGAGAGCUGGAUGACAGUGAGAGUCGUAUCUCCUGGAUCCUCUACAUCAGUCCUAGAAGGAGUUGUUGUGGGUCUGGUUAUUUUUGGUGUUCUGCUGGUCAUUCUCCUCGUCCUGCUGUGGAGAUAUAAAAACGCCAAAGGUUCCUGUUUUAACAGAAUUUUCUCGAACCCCCAGACCCAGAGAACCAACCAGGACCCCCAACAGGACCAAGGAUCUACCCAGGGUCAGGAUCCUGAUGCUGGGUAUACACUUCUGCAGCAUGGUGACGAUCACAUCUACGAUACGAUCAAUCCCUCUGAGAACAAUGAUAAUGGUACUGUAUAGUGUAUGUUAUGUUUAACAUUAAUACAGUAUAGAGUUACUGCUGCUGUUCUUCAUGUGUUUAAUAUGAAUACAGUAUAGAGUUACUGCU